ACCCUUCUCAUUUCUCUUUCCCUCUCGUCCCACCUUCCUCAUUUUCUCUCUCUACACUCUGCCUCUUCUUUUUUUCCUCUCUCUCUACACACGCCUAAUCUGCUGUUAUUUAUCGUUGCUGUCAUUAUUUUGCCUUCAACCAAACACACCUUUAUUCUCUCUCUAGUGUGCAAGCAAACAGUUUGAAUCGAAACCAACACAAUCUUUAGCUUUACUUUUCGUGUCCCCCUAUCUGCUGAAAGUUAGAAGUAUUUUCUUUUUAAUAAUAGUUAAUUAUUGUUAUUAUACAUGGGACAAGACCCCCAAGAUAAUAGCAAAAAGCGGGCCCGGGAAGAUAAGUCCGCGGACUCGUCCGACCAUAAACUCGCCCGAGUUGACUCAUAUAACCCGGUGUUUAACAGUGAUAAUGCUGACUCUGGCGUUAACUCUCCUGACGCCAAGCGCAUCCAGGAUGAUUUGUUUAGCAUUCUUGAUGAGUCAGAUGAACCGAUGAUUCAAGGUCUUGACUCGGUGAUUAAAAGUUUUGAAGAGGAAAUACUCGUUCCGGUCAUUGAUAACGACACGGUGGAUACUUCCGGUUGCCGCAGUGGUUCGCAGCCGGAUCUCGGUUAUCUGCUCGAGGCAUCCGACGACGAGCUCGGCUUGCCGCCGACGUUUCCCGGCGAGGAAGAGAAGGUUAAUCCUGUUAAUUUGGCUGGGGAAAGGAAGGCAGAAACAGAUAUGGCCGGAUCUGGCGCGGACGGUAGUCUCGGAGAAAUUUUAGGAUUUGAGAAUGAGAUAUCGAGCUAUGACGCGUUUGAGUUUGGAUUCGGUGGUGAUCCGGUUAACAUUAGCUAUAAUGACAGUGGCGAUUUUGUGGCGUUAGGCGGUUUGUUUGAUUAUUCGGAUGAAAAUUAUGUUCCGUCGGACAUAUCGGGUGUGCAGUGGCAGCCCGAGUCGUUGUCUGCCUUGUAGAAAGGAUAAAAGGAAAAAAAGAAUAGAAUAGAAACGGAACGUUUCGUACUUUUUGACGGUUAUGAGACGUUUCAUUUGAAAUUCGUUGUCUAUAGUAGGCUGUAAAUUCAGAAGACAGGAAAGUAAAAGCAGAAAAAAUAUUAAUGUUUAUCUA
Molecule: messenger RNA, 1108 nt
Organism: Ricinus communis (castor bean)
Lineage: Eukaryota; Viridiplantae; Streptophyta; Magnoliopsida; Malpighiales; Euphorbiaceae
Exons: 1
Coding region: 289-954 (221 amino acids)
Source: RefSeq, a predicted model, not a curated record